Messenger RNA from Lolium rigidum, 1346 nucleotides. Its product is annotated as heat stress transcription factor A-2d-like. Lineage: Eukaryota; Viridiplantae; Streptophyta; Magnoliopsida; Poales; Poaceae. Gene Ontology annotation, cellular component: nucleus. The record is from RefSeq and is a predicted model, not a curated record. Gene Ontology annotation, molecular function: DNA-binding transcription factor activity; RNA polymerase II cis-regulatory region sequence-specific DNA binding. The transcript has 3 exons. Gene Ontology annotation, biological process: regulation of transcription by RNA polymerase II. The coding region runs from base 63 to 1142 and encodes 359 amino acids.
UUGGCUGGUUCCCGGCUACACGAAGAUCCCAUCGUCGCCUUCGGUUGACUGAUCCGCCCAAGAUGGACCGAGUGCUGCCGGGGAGGGUGAAGGAGGAGUGGCCGCCGUCGCCGGAGGAGGACGAGCAUGGACUGGCGCCGCGGCCGAUGGAGGGGCUGCACGAGACGGGGCCGCCGCCGUUCCUGACCAAGACGUUCGACCUGGUGGCCGACCCGGCCACCGACGGCGUCGUCUCCUGGGGCCGCGCCGGGAACAGCUUCGUCGUCUGGGACCCCCACACCUUCGCCGCCGUCCUGCUCCCGCGCUUCUUCAAGCACAACAACUUCGCCAGCUUCGUCCGCCAGCUCAACACUUACGUGACGCUUCUAUAUGUCAACAAACGGUGGUACUGUGAUUCUCUUCGUUUUGGCUUUAGAAAGAUUGACCCAGACAGAUGGGAAUUUGCAAAUGAGGGUUUCCUUAGGGGCCAGAGACAGCUUCUAAAGAUGAUAAAGAGAAGGAGACCCUUGUCUUAUCUCCCGUCAUCACAGCAGCAGGCCCUUGGCUCCUGCCUUGAGGUCGGCCAGUUCGGAUUCGAGGGGGAAAUCGAAAUGCUAAAGCGUGACAAAAACGCUUUACUUGCAGAGGUGGUAAAACUUAGGCAAGAGCAGCAGAACUCGAAAGCUGACAUGCAAGCCAUGGAAGAGAGGCUACACCUCGUUGAGCAGAAGCAGCUCCAGGUGAUGGGUUUCCUGGCAAGAGCAAUGCAGAAUCCUGACUUCUUUCUCCAGUUGAUCCAGCAAAAAGAUAUACUGAAGGACCUCGAGGACGCGUACUCAAAAAAGAGGAGGAGGUCCAUCGACAUAGUGCCUUUCCUUGGCCCUGGGGAGGCGAGUCAGAGUGAGCAACUCGAGUCGACAUUCCUGUUUGAUGAAAAAGAAUUUUCCGAGCUAAAUCAGCCUGGACACUCUGAGCUGGAGAAUUUAGCAAUGAACAUUCAGGGGAUGAGGAAGGGCAUGAGGGAUGACAGAGGUGGUCGGGAUCAGGUCAGUGGUGAGACAGAGCUGACUGACGACUUCUGGGAGGAGCUGCUGAGUGAAGGAAUGAGGGAUGAAGCUGCGAUGCCACAGCUGGAGAGGAGACCUAGAUAUGUCGACACAUAGUGUAGAAGUUGGGUCCUCUGCCACUCAUAUUAGAAUUCAUAGCCAUUGAAUCUGUAUAACCAAUGUAGUGAUAGCUCUAUUGUAUAUUGUAGUUCUAAUUUAUAGUGAUAAGACUGAUUGUAUUGUGGUUUUGGACCGAUUGUCUCGUAUAUAUAUGCAUACAGUUAUGUAAAAACUGAACCUUCUUUCUUGUUGCAAUUUUUU